AGAAGAGUGCUGGGCAUGCAGACAGCUCUAGGCUGGGUGUUGCCAAAGGCCAGACAGCAGGGAUGCCUCAGCUGGGAAAGGUUUGACAUCUACAGGAAGGUGCCCAAGGACCUCACGCAGCCGACGUACACUGGUGCCAUUAUCUCCAUCUGCUGCUGCCUCUUCAUCCUCUUCCUCUUCCUGUCAGAGUUUACCGGAUUCAUCACGACAGAAGUGGUGAAUGAGCUCUACGUCGAUGACCCAGACAAGGACAGCGGAGGCAAGAUUGACGUCAGCCUCAACAUCAGUUUACCCAAUUUGCACUGUGAAUUGGUCGGGCUUGACAUUCAAGAUGAGAUGGGGAGGCACGAAGUGGGCCACAUUGACAACUCCAUGAAGAUCCCACUGAACAAUGGAGCCGGCUGCCGCUUCGAGGGCCAGUUCAGCAUCAACAAGGUUCCCGGCAACUUCCACGUGUCCACACACAGUGCCACAGCCCAGCCUCAGAACCCGGACAUGACACAUAUCAUCCAUAAGCUCUCCUUCGGGGAUACGCUACAGGUCCAGAAUGUUCACGGAGCUUUCAAUGCUCUCGGGGGAGCAGACAGACUCGCCUCCAACCCCCUGGCCUCCCAUGACUACAUCUUGAAGAUUGUGCCCACCGUGUAUGAGGACAAGAGUGGCAAGCGGCGCUACUCCUACCAGUACACAGUGGCCAACAAGGAGUACGUUGCCUACAGCCACACGGGCCGCAUCAUCCCUGCCAUCUGGUUCCGCUAUGACCUCAGCCCCAUCACAGUCAAGUACACAGAGAGAAGGCAGCCGCUAUACAGGUUCAUCACCACGAUCUGUGCCAUCAUUGGCGGGACCUUCACUGUGGCUGGCAUCCUGGACUCCUGCAUCUUUACAGCCUCAGAAGCGUGGAAGAAGAUCCAGCUGGGCAAGAUCCACUGACAUCUUGGCACCCUGUGACUGAGGACCAGGAACCCCUCUAGCCCUGCCUCCAGCGUCCUAUUCCUUCUGCCUUCUCUGGCCCCGUGUGUGUGGGAGGAGGGGGUGGGUGGGAACGGGUGGCACAAGGUUCCACAGCUACCUCUUUGCCCAUGUUUUAGAUAAAUUAACACUGCCUGGAGUCAUGGUGUUCCCUUCCCUGCAGAGCCUCAAGACCAGAGUCAAGCAUGGGGAAGUACUCCAGGGAUGCUGGUGACCCCGUGGGAAGGCUGCAGUCUUUUCUCUGUUAGGGAAUAGCCUAGAGUCCACACAGACCAGCUUUCAGACAGGCUUUGACAAUCUUAAGCCCCCACCAUUCGGAUACAUUAACAGCCUGAUUUCUUGCCCAGCAGCCAACCUGAGCUCUAGGCCUUGGGACCAGGCUGCCCAAAGGUACUGCUCGCUGGCACUUUCAACACGGAAUGGUACUUGGCAGGCAAGCCCCUAAAUACAGCUCCUUAGCUGGAGCUUGCUUCUGCCCCAUUACUUCAUAUCCAGCCCUGAGCCCAGGUCUUUUCUCUUGCCCUACCCCUGCCUCGUUCUAUGAAGCAGAUGCCCAAUUGCUUGGCAGAAUGGUGGAGACUCAGAUUUGCCUGGCAGUCCUGAGGCAGCUCACAGGUGCCUCUUCUUUUGUCCUUGCUCUUCUGAAUCCCUCACCAAUGUGCCUCAGCCGCUGUGCUAUGUGGCAAUAGCAUUUCUUGGUGAAGGGGCUGGUUCCCAUCGUGAAGCCUCCCCCCCCCCCCCACCCAUUACAUUCUGCCAAGGGAAAGGGCCAUGUGGCUGGAAGGUCAUCCUGGGAGGACCACGGAAGGCACAGUUUGUGCACUUCUCUACAAUCCAGAACCAUCCUUUCCUGCAAAUCACAACCGAUCAUGUCUUGACAUCGACCUUUGGUCCGGAGGCCUUAGCUGGGGAAGUGAAGCGGGCCAAGCUUCUCUUUGCACCUCCACCUUUCGGGCUCCCGAGGGAUGUCCAGCACCUUCGACCCAUUUGCCAUUGAGACCCCCCCUAUUAGCUGAGCACACACCAACUCAUCCCUAGCCCCUUGGGGGGCUCCAGCGUCUCCACUUUCUCUUGAGGUGGAUCCCUUCCCUGUCACCCACCUCAUCCGUCCUUUUUCUUUUCCCCUAAUGGGAGGGGCAAUGGUCCAGGCAUGACUUCUAUCCAGAGAAUUUUAGCUAUGCUCUCACGUCCAGAGAGAGGGCUGCAUGCCUGGGCUUCACUUCUAUGGAGAUUGCUUGCAUACUUUUGUAAUGAAGGGGAGUCUCCAGUAGGAAGUUUUUUUUGUUUGUUUGUUUUGUUUUUCUGUUUUUCUUAAAUAAUCUCCCCUGGGUAGCUGGAUUUUCUGCCAUUUGUAAAUUUUGCCUCUUGAAUUCCAAUUAGCAAAACUUCCCUUUUUAUAUGAGUUGACUCUCCUGUGUGUAAACUGCCCCUGAGUUAUUUCUGGUAUCUGGCAACUUGGAUAGUUAUCUUUUUUUUAAACAUUCUGUUCCACAGCUUCAGAAACCAGUCCCUUUGGUGUGUGAAUCUGUCCCUGGUGGAGGGUGGGGCAGGGUGGGAUGGGGCAGGAAAUAUGUGGCAUGCGUGUGAAUUGUGAUCCCACUUUGGUGAGGACACAGGAUGUCAGUUUCCCGUGGAAGAGACGCCUCUGGCCUGUUCUAAUGGUAUUCUCAAGGGGACAUAUGUUUCGAUUCUUUCCCACCCAUUGGGUUCAAAUAGAUGAUUAAAAGGCUGCUUUUCAGAAAUAUU
Messenger RNA from Psammomys obesus (fat sand rat), 2718 nucleotides. It is a transcript of the gene Ergic1, whose product is annotated as endoplasmic reticulum-golgi intermediate compartment 1. Bases 16 to 933 code for a protein of 305 amino acids. The transcript has 10 exons. NCBI's taxonomy places the organism in Eukaryota, Metazoa, Chordata, Mammalia, Rodentia, Muridae. The record is from RefSeq and is a predicted model, not a curated record. Gene Ontology annotation, biological process: retrograde vesicle-mediated transport, Golgi to endoplasmic reticulum; endoplasmic reticulum to Golgi vesicle-mediated transport. Gene Ontology annotation, cellular component: Golgi membrane; COPII-coated ER to Golgi transport vesicle; endoplasmic reticulum membrane.